GCCACCGAUGCCAGGAGACCGUUCUCAGAAGAAAGGCUGGGGUGGUGUGAGGCAAGAGUGCGAACGAGAUUAAAGUCCCACUGCCGAGCAACAAACAGAGGGGAUAAAGAAAAUGCUGCCGAUUACUGUAACAUGUAGGUGGAUGUGAAAGAGAAGACAAUGGAUGGCAUGGAGGAAAGAACCUUAAAUGUUAAGGAGGAGGACUGUGAAUGGGGGCCUGUACACCCUAAACAGGAAGGUCUUGGCAUUAAAGAUGAGGAAUGUGAAAUGGAGUUAAUGGGCAUUAAAGAAGAGGCUGAAGAAAAGUCUAUCAGCAUUGAGCUACACAAGUAUAAAUAUAUGGAGAGUGUCAAGGAAGAUGACAAUCACAAUGAGUAUCAAGAUGGAGUGGUGACCGGGUUAGUCCCUUCUCAAAGCAGACACUGUUCAUCUCCACAGCUGUCUAUCAAUAUGAAGUCUGAAUCAUUAGAGUCCGACACAAAGAGGACUGUGGAAAUGUCACCUGUUAGAACUCAAGAAAAUCAGCCACCACCUACAAAUAAGCCUGGAGCAAGAGUCAACCCUCACAGCUGUUCUGAUUGUGGUAAACAAUUCUGUCUCCUGACUAAUCUUAAGAGACACAUGAGAAUUCAUACAGGAGAGAAGCCAUAUUGCUGUAAUGAAUGUGGCAAACGAUUCAGUGACAGUAGUAAUCUCCGUGACCACAUUAGAUUCCACACCGGAGAGAAGUCAUAUUGCUGUAAUGAAUGUGGCAAAAAAUUCAGUAGCAGGUAUAAUCUUUGGAGCCACAAAAGAAGUCAUACUGGCGAGAAACCAUAUUGCUGUUUGGAAUGUGGCAGACAAUUCCGUGACAGAAACACCCUUAAGAGCCAUAAAACGGUUCACACAGGAGAGAAGCCAUAUAGCUGUUUGGAAUGUGGCAAACAAUUCCGUGGCAGGAGUAGUCUUCAUUGCCACAAAAGACGACACACGGGCGAGAAGCCAUAUUGCUGUUUGGAAUGUGGCAAGCAGUUCCGUGACAAAAGUACUCUUCAGAGCCACAAAACAAUUCACACUGGAGAGAAGCCGUAUUGCUGUUUGGAAUGUGGCAGACAAUUCCGUGGCAGGAGUAGUCUUCAUUGCCACAAAAGACGACACACUGGUGAGAAGCCAUAUUGCUGUUUGGAAUGUGGCAAGCAGUUCCGUGACAAAAGUACUCUUCAGAGCCACAAAACAGUUCACACUGGAGAGAAGCCGUAUUGCUGUUUGGAAUGUGGCAGACAAUUCCGUGGCAGGAACAGUCUCCAGUGCCACAAAAGAAGUCACAUGGGAGAGAAGACAUUUUGCUGUUCUGAAUGUAGCAGACGAUUUGUGCAUUUGAACAGUCUUAAGAGACACUUUAUAAUCCACACAGGAGAGAAGAAGGAAAGCCUGAAGGAGUAAGCUGGCAGGUGGAGAAGGAAGAAGUGGAGGAAAGAGUGAAGAGUAAGCUUUCUAAAUAAUGAAAUCUUCAAAAGUGCCAUCAUGUGUGGGGCUUUGUAGUGCAAGAUCCAUACCAAACAUCAUCCAAGUGAAACUACUAUUAUAGUAUGGAAAGACUAUGUAAAAGUAAUUCAUGCAGGCCAAGGAUAAAAAAAUGCCCACCCUCGGCCUUGACACUCUGGUCCAGAUGGACAAUAACAGUAAAAGAUUAAACAAUGCAGGAAAAAGCCAGGAACAAGAAGCAAUAGAAAUAGAACAAGCAAAGACCUGGCAUGAAUAGAAGAGGAAGGCCCUCAGAUUGUGUGGCAUUUAUGCCAACAUGAAAGCAUUAGCUUCUUAACUAAGUAAUAAAGCAGAAAACAGACAUAUUUGAAAAGAAAUACAGCGUGAAUUUGACAGACUUGGAAAAUCAUUUUUCUACCUAGAAAUGAAAUUUUCCUCAGACGCAGCUGAUUGUCAAAUAACAUUAUACAAACUGUAGGGAGAAGUCCUAUAAGAGCUAAAAAUGGAAGGGAUGUGUGUAAUUGUGUAUGUUUUGUUUUUUAUUUUGGUUCAUUUGUGCUACAUACUUAGAGUUAGCUGUGGUGUGUGUGUGUGUGUGUGUUUAUGUAUGAAUACUUGAUGCCCAUCAUAAUGUUUGAGAGAAAGACAUCAAGUGUGUCUCAGGAACAUUACAUUGAUAAUACAACGUAGAAUAACUUCAAUGAAAAAAGUGUAUAAUAACUUUAAGAUAGUCCAGAAUAAGUUUUACAUGUAAUGCCAUUAGGCAAGAGCAUAAUAAAUAUACUUAGAUAAAUAUGUAAAUACCUUUAAAAACUUUGGGAGGAAAUAAAAAUGCUUAAUGAAAUAAGGGUUUAAUUUAGAUUUCAAUAAGUCAAAUGGUCAUUGCAUGCUACUUGAAACAAACUGAAACUGUUUUUAUACAGCAGGCUUAAUUACCUAUAAUUAAAACAAUGAAAAUGAUCUUUGUGUUUACAUUACAUUCUUAUGUUGCAAAUCUUUAAAACUGAAGUAAAGCGUGAAAUGAUGAACAUUAACUGUUACUGUGAUGCUGACGUU
Erpetoichthys calabaricus (reedfish) is the source of this 2520-nucleotide messenger RNA. RefSeq names its product gastrula zinc finger protein XlCGF52.1-like. Gene Ontology annotation, biological process: regulation of transcription by RNA polymerase II. The record is from RefSeq and is a predicted model, not a curated record. Gene Ontology annotation, molecular function: DNA-binding transcription factor activity, RNA polymerase II-specific; RNA polymerase II cis-regulatory region sequence-specific DNA binding. Lineage: Eukaryota; Metazoa; Chordata; Cladistia; Polypteriformes; Polypteridae. Bases 160 to 1422 code for a protein of 420 amino acids. The transcript is spliced from 3 exons.